Molecule: messenger RNA, 7374 nt
Organism: Penicillium chermesinum
Lineage: Eukaryota; Fungi; Ascomycota; Eurotiomycetes; Eurotiales; Aspergillaceae
Product: 1-phosphatidylinositol-3-phosphate 5-kinase FAB1
Exons: 1
Coding region: 1-7374 (2457 amino acids)
Biological process (GO): phosphatidylinositol phosphate biosynthetic process
Cellular component (GO): endosome membrane; fungal-type vacuole membrane
Molecular function (GO): ATP binding; metal ion binding; 1-phosphatidylinositol-3-phosphate 5-kinase activity
Source: RefSeq, a predicted model, not a curated record
AUGGAGCAGACGCCACAGGAUGAACCAAGCCUACCUGUGUCCCCGAGAGCUACUCCCUUGGGGCACCGUGGGCCAAAGGCUUCGACAGCCACGAACCAGCCUGAAAGAGACAAUAUGAACGCUGCCCUUCUUGACAAAAUGCACACCGCUGCCUACAAGUCCGAUUCGCUGACCCUUUUCAACGACCUUGCCCCUCUGCCUGCACCAGUUCCGGCCACAGAAGACAAACCAUUAUUGGAAGAUCAACACGGGAGGCUCACCGGGCUUUAUUCUCGUAUCAGAGAGUCUGUUGGUGGAAUGAGAGACAUCGUGAGUGGCGGGACAAGAUCAGCGGACCGAAGUGCUGCAGAGACGCCUGCAAUCAAGAGCCCGAGCUCUGAGCGGUCCAUGAGCAAAUCAGCAUCCGACCUAGCGUCCAGUAUGGCGGAAUACCCCCCGUCCCAUACCAACUCAUCACAAGGCUCAAGGCUGCAUUCGCCCGUUAUGGCAAACUUCCAAGCAAAUGCCCCAGAAGCAGUUUCCAACGCCAACGCCAACCCCACGAAAGGCUCUAAGGUAUCAUCGAAGAGCGCUAGUGUGUCUUCUAAGACCUCUAUCUCUCCGUCUCCAGGAAUAAAAAACAACAUUACACCCCUGACAAAGUCUACUGCCCCAUCAAGCACAGCGGAUCCUGCCAUCACCCAAGUCCAUUCGGUCGGACAGACUCGGCAAUCCCGAAGCAGCUCUCUCAAUAAUACGUCACAGAGUCACAAAAAUGCGGACUCUGCCAGCCUCAGUAGUAGGGAUGGCCCUACGGAGCCCUCGUUCAGUCAGAGCUCAUCCGUCCUGGGUCAACAUUUGACUCACUCACCUGUCCUGUCCAUCAAACCUCAUGAGAGCUUCAAUGAAGAGCAAAAUUCAUUAGAGCGUACCGGGUCUUUCGCUUUAAACAACAAUGCUUCAGAUGACCAGAGCAAUAAAAAUGCCUCGGCAGAACAGCCCGGACUCGUUGACCAUUCUCAGCCUGCUCUUGUCAGAAGUUCUAAACACCCUGACCAGACGCAAGAGUCAACACCCCAACAGAAUGAAAGCAGAUCGAACUCUCGCCUGUCAUUUGGCUAUGAUGAACCAGCAAUCUCGGCAAUACCGAAGGGGCUCUCUCGGUCUUCCCCUCGGGCCUCUGUAUCCAGAUCAAAUAGCAUACCUUCAGUGACGGGGGAAGCGGUCAGCAAUACCGAGCUCUCAAACAACCCGGUACAUUCCAGAUCAAGAGAAGGCUCAAAACCCCCAGUGCCAAAUAAUAGAUCGCAUGGAUACGGGAUGUCUCGAGCAUCCACAGCAGAGAGUACGACCACGAUAGCUUCGUUGCCGUCUUUGAACACCGCUGUUGCACAAAUUCCCAAGCAGACACAAAAGGAGACCCGCCCACAAGCCGUCGGCGAUGGAAUGCUUUCCCAGCUCCGGAGCAGGCUACUUAGCAAGGAUUUUUGGAUGCGUGACGAGAAUGCGAAAGAUUGCUUUCACUGUGGGGAGCCUUUCACAACUUUUCGAAGGAAACAUCAUUGUCGUACAUGUGGGCAGAUUUUUGACUCAAAAUGCACGCUCUUGAUUCCCGGUAUCCGCUUUGGUCAACCCGGGUCUAUCCGUGUUUGCAAGCCUUGUGAGGUGAUGAUUAAUGGUCACGACGAUGACUCUUCCGAGUUCUCUGAUAGCGAACAAAGCCCUAAUAUUGUGAACCCUCGAAUUUCUGAGCUUAGUUGGGGGAGUGGCUCCCGGGCUUUUGUGGACGACGAUGAUUCAUCUUCAGUUGUAUCUCAGUCUAUCGAGCAUGUCCUCAAGACCCCACAGAUGGCCAUUCCAGCCACGCGCCGGCCAGGAGAGGGGCAUAAUAAGUCGGCAGUCCUUGAAAUCAAACCCGAUCGCUCCCUAGCAAGGCCAACGUCUUCCCGGUCCCUGAAGUCAUCAAUGGGAGGCAGGCCUCAUACAACCGGCCAUAGGCGUCAUCCUUCGCAUCAACAGUACAUCCGAAGCUUUAAGCCUAGGCAUGACGACCGGGCGCCAUUUCAGCGUCGUCAUGCAGAUGAGUAUAACUCUGGCUCUCGGCUUCCAGCUUUCCACAAAGACAAUAUCAUUGACCCUGACUUGGCCCAAUACCUUUCAGAUGAUGCUUCAAGUGGUGAUGAACAACCUAGCCUCAUGUCUACUUUCUCCGAUAAUAACCUGUCUAAGAGCGGAGGCGAAAAUGACCGUGCUCUGUUUGGCAGUCUUUUUGCUGCAAUGAAAAAGGGUCGUUCUGCGUUUGGGGACCGAAGCACUCCCAGCGUGAACCCGUCUUAUCGAGACCCAGACGAAGCGAGCGUCAGCAGCUCAAGGGCUGUGAAUUUACCUCGUUCUUCACGUCGUCGGAACCUGAGUGUCGCCAGCAGUGUACAUCGUCCGUCUCCCAGGGUUUCAAAGGAUUUGGUAUUUUCUCCUGACAUCCCAGAAAGUGCUCCAAUUGCGAAUCACCAGAGCGGCCAUGCGAAGCAGACGAGAAGUUCGUCGAUGAGGGGCAGAGAAGCACCACCGGUCGAAUUGAACAAGGCUAGCUUGCAACAUGUGCGGAGAUUGCUCAGGCAACUUUUGACGGAAGCUGCUGUGCCAAAUGAGGACAGCUGGGAGACUUCUUUGAUGCCAAUUCUGUUGAAAGCAGCAGAUGAAGUUAAUCCUGAUGUUCUCCGUGGAGAUGAUAUGGAUAUUCGUCAUUACGUUAAACUCAAAAAGAUCCCUGGUGGCAGGCCUGGAGACACUUCCUACGUAUCUGGGCUUGUUUUCACGAAGAACUUGGCGCUUAAAAGCAUGCAAAGAAGCAUCUCCCAUCCGAACAUCUUGAUCCUCACAUUCCCUCUAGAAUAUGCACGUCACCAGCAGCAAUUCAUGAGCCUCGAGCCUGUCAUUCGACAGGAACGUGAAUUCCUCGAAAACCUUGUCAGCCGAAUUGCUGCGCUCCAACCCACACUGCUCCUUGUUGAAAACAAUAUCUCCGGUUUGGCUCUCGAACUGCUUGGUCGAGCCGGCAUUGCCACCGCAUACAAUGUCAAACCCUCUGUACUUGAAGCCGUCUCAAGGUGCACGCAGACUAGGAUCGUGACAUCCAUGGACAAGCUACUCACUACUACACUGCACAGUGAAUGUGGCAGCUUCGAUGUGAAAACAUUUGUCUACGCUAAUCGGAAAAAAACAUACAUGUACAUCUCUGGUUGCCCGAAAUCUCUGGGAUGCACUAUCGUCUUGCGUGGUGCAAAUGAAAAGAUACUCGCUAAAGUCAAAGAGAUCACAGAAUUUAUGAUUUAUGUGGUCUAUAAUUUACGGCUUGAAACUUGCCUCAUGCGAGAUGAAUUCGCAAAACUACCAACGUCAUGUAUCGAUGAUGAGCAAGCCUCAAGUGAUAUUGCGAGCAAGCCCCAUAUUCUCGCUACUGCGGAGAGUCUCGCGUCUACGGAAGUAGGGACGUCCCAAACCACCGCAGGCAACAAAAGCUCUGGGGAUGUUUCAAACAAAGUACCGACCACCGCGGAUUCCAUAGAGAUCCCUGACAAUGUCCCUCAUCCAACAUACUACAACAACCUGAUACAAGAUCACAAAACCAAGCUUCUGUCCGCCUCUCCUUUCGUCAAAUACGAGCCUCCUUAUUUGCUCAUGCGUGUCAGAGAACUUGAAAGGCGAUUGGACUACCUCAAGAGUCUACGUGAUCAAGACGGAUAUUCUGAGCAAAGUCUUGAAGAGAAGGCCAAGCCACAAAAGUUCAUUCUCAUCACCCCCGAGAUGGUACAUGAAUCGCCUCACGAUGCUCCUCCGAAAGUCAAGGAAGUUCUUCGAGCGGCUCACGAUGCUGAAUAUGACAGAGUUCUUUACCACUACCAGACCCAGAAACGACAGUGGGAGGCUUACGUUUCUGGAAACUCCAAUAUGUUUGAUCCCUAUGCCCAUCAAAAUAUUGUCGUGCUAUAUAGUCUUGUUUGUACUACUACGUCAAUCCCCUGUUCUGGCCCAGACACCUUCGCCAUUGAGUUCUACAACGAGCACGGGGAUGAUGUGAUGCUUGAGCCUGACUGUACAGUUGGACAAUAUGUUGAAGACCUUUGUCAUACUGCAAACACAGUUUGUACUGCUAACGGCUGUGAGAAGCUCAUGCUCGAGCAUCAUCGUCAAUAUGUCCAUGGUGACGCCCAGGUAAGUGUGCUUGUGCAGCCUCAUCCGCCCAAAGUGCGAGGGAUGCAAAACACUAUCCUGAUGUGGAGCUGCUGCAAAAUUUGCGGAAAUGAAACCCAGGUGACUCCAAUGUCUGAGGCUACAUGGAAAUACUCCUUUGGCAAGUAUCUAGAGAUAUGUUUCUGGGGUAGGAAUCUGCAUGCUCGGGCCGAGGUCUGUCCUCAUGACCUCCAGCGAGACUAUCUACGCUACUUUGGCUUCCAGGACAUGGCGCUUCGCAUCCAGUAUGAUAAGAUUCAUAUUUUGGACAUCGUUGUUCCUCGGCCCCGUGUCACCUGGAAGGUGGACAAUGACCUCAGAAUGAAGAAUGACGUUUAUAUGCGCACCGAGAACCGUCUCAACAAGUUCAUGAUGUCAGUCCUCGCGCGUCUAGAGAGCAUCAAUGUCAAGAACGUCCUUCCUGAGCUGUUAAGCGAAUGUGAGAAAGAAAUUGAGGGUCUGACGAGAAAGGCCAAAGAAGACCAUCUCGCUUUGAUCCAGAAAUUGCAAGACAAAUACACUGGCUCUCGGUAUUGGGAAAUCAUUCCUCUCAAUGAAGCGUUGCGCUCCGUUCAAGAGCGGGUGGUUGAAUGGGAUACAAUCUUCGCUGAAUUUGAAAAGAAGUUUCUGCCGUCUGAAAAGGAUAUCAAACGACUGGCAGGGCUGCAGAUCAAGAAGAUUUUCCUUGACAAAGAUGCCUCUGUUAACCCAGAGGAUCCUUUGCAUACACCACCCGAAGCAAGUGACGAGAACGUUCGGGAAGAUGAAAAGCCCAGAAUGCUUCGUCGCAUGACCUUGUCUCCAGAAAAGGCUCAGGACGUCCUAGUUUCUGUCGUGGAAGAGGAUGCUGGCAAGAAAUACCGAGGUACUCCCCCGGUUGAUGCUGAUAUGCCUCCGCUGCCAAUGCCGGUUGAUGAAUCUUCCCCGGUUGCGGAGGCCAUCAAUGGUAAAAGGGCUUCUCCUCAGGAUGAAGCUGUUUCCAACGAGGAAUUUCGAUUUUUGGACUUGGCGGUUCCUGUCGAUCAGUCGUCGCAAGUAAAGAAGGUUCCUCGUCACAGCGAUAUUCCUGACCAAUCUCUCAAUGAAGUUCAUCAUGACAACUAUCAGAAGGACCCUUCACAAUCCAAGGGCCCGGGGGCUUUCCAAAAUGACCAGCUUCAACCCUCGGACGGAAAUGUCAGAACGCCAAGUACCCCGCCAAACCGACCUUCAGGCAUUCCACGACUCGCUGAGGGAGCGUUCAGGAAAUCCGCUCAGGGGCGCUCACCUCCCCUUGUGCGUGCCCAGUCUCAACCACCACAGCAGCCGGGAGACAGAUCCGGCAGAAGCUCGCCUUUUGGAAUGUUGAAAUACGCCUCAACCUCCAUUGAGCCGGCGGCGGUUCCCCAGGCCGAACCCAGCAAAUCAUCAGAUAAAAAGCUCAAAGAGCGUCUGACUGCUCUAAAGAAUGGUCGAUUUCCCUCCGGGCAUUCCUUCAUCCCGCGCUCUACUCCCAAACCUCCGAAGCCCACAAGGGCCAACAAGUCCGUGCCAAGUCUGACCAGGCAUUUCGAGCAAUUGAGUCGUGAAUUCGAGAAGGAACGCCAGCGGGAGCGCCAGCGACGAGCUGCUCGGAGUACACAGUCACGCGCAUUCCCCCUUGCUUCAUCUAAGCCCAUUGUGGAAGUGUAUCGAAAUGUCAGAGAAGCUGUCGGGGAACGAGAGCCACGGGUUGACGGAGAAGAGCCACUUGUCUUAGCCCCACGACUCCCAGCGGAUGAAUCAAGUCGCAAAAGUGAUGAUUACAUGGGCAAAACAAACCCCGAAGAGAUUACCCCGAAAUCUGGUUCUGUCGAACAUUCCCAGGGAUCCUUCGAGCCCGAGGAAAUACCUCGCCCCGACUCACAACUCAUGCUAGGAGAUGACCAAGAUGAUGCGGCUAGUGACGAGGACAGGCCUACAGCAGAGGACCUCCAUCCUGUGGAUUCACAAGAAGAAUCCAAACUGGCCGAAGAGGAAUCUUUCAAGGACCUCGGAAAGCAUGAGCGUACGACGCUAUUGAAAAUGCUCACCAAUUUCUGGUCAGAGCGAUCCGCUAGUGGUUGGUCUACUCUCGACUACCCUCUCAGUGUUAUGGAUCAUGUCUUUGCCGAUUCUGAUAUUGUUGUGCGAGAGGAUGAGCCCAGCUCUCUGGUGGCAUUCACUUUGGAUCAUCCUAAUUACAAGGAGCAACUGGCCAUCAGCCAACAAAAGUACCAGACCGAAGAUGGGCCUUCGACUUCUGGCACGGACACCGAAGCGGCGAAUGAGGUUCGUGUUGAGCAAGCUCUCUUGCAAUCCAAGAGUACCCAUGUCCUAUACCACUACACAGAAGGCCAGGCCAAGAUGUGGUGCAAGGUGUUCUAUACCGAGCAAUUCCAUGCACUUCGCGUCAAGUGCGGCGUGGCCGACCGGAUCGUGGAGUCGCUGUCGCGCUGCGCAAAAUGGGACUCCAAGGGCGGGAAAACUCGAUCCUUGUUCUUGAAGACGCUAGAUGACCGAUUCAUUCUGAAAUCGCUCUCUACCAUUGAGACGCAGGCUUUCUUGAAGUUUGCGCCCGCCUAUUUCCAGAUCAUGUCCGAGGCUCUGUUCCACGAACUGCCGUCCGCAAUUGCCAAGAUGUUCGGCUUCUACCAAGUCACGAUCAAGAACCCCGUCACUGGGACCGAAUUCAAUUGGUUCUUGCUUCUCAUGGAGAACCUGUUCUAUGACCGUGUCCCGAACCGGAUCUUCGACCUGAAGGGCUCCAUGCGAAACCGCAAGGUAGAAAGCACCGGUGAACGCGACGAGGUCCUGUUGGACGAGAACAUGGUCGAUUUCAUCUACGAGACACCACUGUUCUCGCGUGAACACUCGAAGAAACUGCUCAGCCAGAGUGUGUGGAACGAUACCCUGUUCCUUGGUCGUCAGAAUGUUAUGGACUACUCGCUUAUGAUUGCGAUCGAUGAUCAGCGGAGCGAGCUGGUCGUUGGUAUCAUCGACUGCAUUCGCACCUAUACCUGGGACAAGAAACUUGAGUCGUGGAUCAAAGAUCGGGGCUUUGCUGGCGGUGGCCGUAAUCGCCCUACUGUCACCAGUCCCAGGGAGAUAAGUAUCGGUUCCGAGAAGCAAUGGCAAGAUACGUUCUCCAAGCUCCGAGGUAUGUGA